Molecule: messenger RNA, 1338 nt
Organism: Callithrix jacchus (white-tufted-ear marmoset)
Lineage: Eukaryota; Metazoa; Chordata; Mammalia; Primates; Cebidae
Source: RefSeq, a predicted model, not a curated record
UGUAAUGGUGCUGUCCACCUUUUUUCUUCAGCAACAUUCAGCUGCUUGGGUGCAGAGUUGGUGGAGUCCCAUGGCUGAGUUUAAUGAGGUUGUAGUUUGGCUGGUGAGUACAACCAGGGCUUACCAUGAACCAGGCACUGUACGGACUACUUUGGGGAUUGCAAAAAAAGAAUGCAACAUGAUCGCCACCCUCAAAAAAUGCAGUCUUGGCCGGGUGUGGUGGCUCAUGCCUGUAAUCCCGGCACUUUGGGAGGCUGAGGCAGGCAGAAUGUCAGACCUCCAAGUUCAAGCCUGGCCAUUAUAGCUCUGGUAACCUGAAGGUACUCUGCUGGAUGGUCUCCAGGAGGCAGAAAGUCUGGAGUAACUAGAUGGCCACAAAGAGAAGUGAAAUGACUGGUUCCUGCCUCAACUGAUUGAUCUCCCCCUGCAGCCUUCAUUGUUCCUGCUCAACCUUGCGAGAUUUCCCCCAGACAUUAGGUUUCUCAAGACCCCCAUCCCUGUAACUGUGUAAUUUACCUCACCCUCCCCUCUGUUUGCAACUGAUAACCACUACCCUUAUGAUCAUGCCUGUUUGGAAUAGAUAACACCUACACUUGUGACCAUGCAUCCCAUGAUGCUCUUCUCGUCCCUAAAAUAGAUUACCACCUUUAUCUGACCAUUUGCCCCAACCUAUAUAACCAGUCCCCUUUCCUACUGCCCUCACCUAACGCCUUUUCCCAACUUGGUGCACUUGCAACCAAGCGCAAAAUAAAACAGCCUCACCCCGUGCGAAUGUCUGGGUCGAGGAGUGGCCUCCUGCAGUCUCCUCUGCAAAUGGGUUCCGUGGCCUACUGCCCCAUCCCUACCAACGGUGAUUGUGAGCCAAGGCCCAGAGGGGUCACCACCCAGGUCCCACAAGCCUGCAUUCAGAGCAUGGCCUCCAUCCCCUCCAGCGGCUCGCUUGUGGCCAUCCACGACUACUACCGGUGCUGCCUGGGUUCCACUUCCAGUACCCAGUGCCCCGCAGAAGCCAUUCCCCACCCCCCGGGUAUCCCCAAGGCUGACCCAGGUCACUGGUGGGCCAGCUUCUUUCACAGGAAGUCCACCCUCCCGUUCAUGGCUACAGUGCUGGAGUCUGCAGAGCACCCGGAACCCCCCAAGGCCUCCAGCAACAUGACCACCUGUGGCCUGGCUCACAACGCCCCAAGGAAGCAGCCCGGUGGUCAGUCCAGCACAGCCAGCUCUGGGCCCUUGUCCUGACCUGAACGGUUACCACCAGCCCCAGGCCUGCCAAGGCGCUAGGCCACUAGAACCCCUCCUGUCCCCCUCCCCACCACGCUCCCUGUAGACUAGGCAGCU